This is a messenger RNA of Struthio camelus australis, 2166 nucleotides long. Lineage: Eukaryota; Metazoa; Chordata; Aves; Struthioniformes; Struthionidae. The record is from RefSeq and is a predicted model, not a curated record.
UCACGGCACCCAGCACAGCACUGGCCAGCAGCUCCAGCCCUUCCCCGUGGGCCUGCCCAGCCCUGGGUGGCGUCCUGCUCACCCCAUGAGGCUGCAGCGGGUGAUGCAGGGGGCCCCCCAGCUGCCCCCAUGUCACUGUCCGAGGCAGAGAUGUUAAGUGUUGUUCAUUAAUUAACCUAGACACCAGGUGUGUUUUAAAAGGACUGAUUUUUGUGAGGGAACGUGUUUUUUUUUUCCUCACUGUGCUAAGGGACAGAGCAAGGGGAUGCAUUGACCUGCCCCAGUUCUGGGUGCCCAACAGCACCUGCCUGGUGCCCCCUCCGGCCCCACGUGGCAUGGAGAUGUUGAACUUGCUGACCACGUUACAUGGGCUCAACUGGGCUGAAGUUGUCCUGAGGCUUGGACACCGCCUGAGGCUCGGCAGACGCAGUGCAGGGAUUUCUGUUUCCCCUAGGUAUCAGUGAGCCCUCUGGGCUCUGGCCAGCCCUGGGACCAUGGGGCCAGUGAAGCGCAUUUGCUGCAUUGGGGCUGGCUACGUGGGAGGGCCCACAUGCAGCGUCAUUGCCCAGAUGUGCCCAGAAAUUGCUGUCACAGUGGUGGAUGUCAAUGAGGAGCGUAUUCGGGCCUGGAAUUCGGACCAGCUGCCCAUUUUUGAGCCUGGCCUGCAGGAGGUGGUGGAGGCCCAGCGCGGCAUCAACCUCUUCUUCUCAACUGAUAUCGACAAGGCAGUGAGAGAGGCUGACAUCAUCUUCAUAUCGGUGAACACUCCCACCAAGACCUUCGGGCUCGGCAAGGGCCGGGCAGCUGAUCUGAAGUACAUCGAGGCCUGUGCCCGGCGCAUCGCCCAGGUAGCCACAGGUUACAAGAUUGUGGUGGAGAAAAGCACAGUGCCUGUGCGAGCAGCUGAGAGCAUCCAGCGGAUCUUCAAUGCGAACACCAAAUCUGACCUGUCCUUCCAGGUCCUGUCAAACCCUGAGUUCUUGGCUGAAGGCACAGCCAUCUCCGAUCUGAAGAACCCCGACCGUGUCCUCAUUGGUGGUGACGAGACGCCCGAGGGGCAAAGGGCGAUCGAAACCCUCAGCAGCAUCUAUGUGCGCUGGGUGCCCAAAACCCGCAUCAUCACUACCAACACGUGGUCUUCAGAGCUCUCCAAGCUGGCUGCCAACGCGUUCCUGGCCCAGAGGAUCAGCAGCAUCAACUCCAUCAGCGCCCUGUGUGAGGUGACAGGGGCUGACGUGGAGGAAGUGGCCCACGCCAUUGGCACAGAUCAGCGCAUUGGCAACCGCUUCCUCAAGGCCAGUGUGGGUUUUGGGGGCAGCUGUUUCCAGAAAGAUGUCCUCAACCUGGUCUAUCUCUGUGAGGCUCUCAACUUGCCUGAAGUGGCUCGGUAUUGGCAGCAGGUAAUCGAACUCAAUGAAUACCAGCGCCGGCGGUUUGCUGCCCGUAUUGUCAGCUGCCUCUUCAACACUGUCACGGACAAGAAGAUCGCGCUCUUAGGCUUCGCCUUCAAAAAGGACACAGGGGACACAAGGGAGUCAUCCAGCAUCCACAUCAGCAAGUACCUGAUGGAUGAGGGUGCCCGCCUGCACAUCUAUGACCCCAAAGUGAAGAAGGAGCAGAUCAUGCAGGACCUGUCUCACACCACUGCUUCAGCUGAGGAUCCAGAGAGGGGGCUCAGCCUGGUCUCCAUUGCCUCAGACCCCUACGAGGCCUGUGACAAUGCCCAUGCCAUCGUGAUCUGCACUGAAUGGGACAUCUUCAAGGAGCUGGACUAUGGGCGAAUCUACCAGGCCAUGCUCAAGCCGGCCUUUAUCUUCGAUGGCAGGAGGAUCCUGGACAGCCUGCAUGGCCGGUUGCAGCAGCUUGGCUUCCAGGUGGAGACUAUCGGCAAGAGGAUCAGCCAGCGCAUCCCCUUCACUGCCAGCACCAUCUCCCAGCUGGACCUCCAGGCUCCCCCCUUGAAGAAGAUGAAGAUAUGAUGUAUCUGCAGAUUCAUCAUAAGGUACAUUGGAGAGAUGAUGCAUCUGUAUCUGAUGGGUGCUGCUGACCAUGGAUAAGAUGGGUGGUCUUCCUGGAGACAGGGACUCCCUCUCCAUUGGCUCUUACCAAAGCUGGGCUGAUGUCUCUCCUUCCAGACUGUUGUAAUAAAGAGAUUUGGCUGCUUCA